AUGGAGGCCGAGCGGCCAACAGGUGAAGAGGAGGGGCCUGAUAAGAUGGGUACCGGAGGUGACGCGUGCGAGGUGCAGGAGGAAGCGGAUGUUGAAGAAGCGGGUGUUGAAGAAGCGGGUGUUGAAGAAGCGGGUGUUGACGACUAUGGAGGGAGUGGAGGCAAGAAGACAGGCUCGCUGGCUCCGUCUCUCCUCGUGCUUCACCCGUCAGGCUCUCCUGUCUUUACCUCCGCGGGUGCCGCUGUCCGAGGCUUCGAUAUUAGUUCGGGUUCGGCGGUUUCGUUCAAGAGCAGCGACGGUGCGGAGCAGGCAGUGUCGCAUGGCGACACCGUGCGAGCCAUUUGCGUGGACCCCACCGGCCGUGUCAUGGCGACGGCGGGCGACGACAAGAUCGUCAAUCUCUGGGUCAGGAAGGAGCAGUCUCCGUCAAACAGCUGGAUCUGCUGCCAUAAGGAGAAGGUGUCGAAGCGAGUGAGCGCCAUGGGGUUCAGCAGCGACGGUCGCUGGCUGCUCUUCGCCGACAAGUUCGGCGUCGUUCACGCUCUCGCCGUGCCGUCGCCGACCGACCUCGCUGCUCAGAGCGGAGAAGGAGGCGAAGGCAAGCGAGCGGUGGAGACAGCGAAGCAGCUGCUGGGCCACUGCUGCAGCAUCAUCACCUGCCUCGCGAUGUCGCACGGCAAUCGCUUCAUUGCUACUGGCGAUCGGGACGGAAAGAUUCGUGUGUCCGUGUUCCCCGACCAUCCUUUGGAAGGCGCUCAUGAGAUUCAGAGCUUCUGCCUUGGACAUACAGGGUUCCUGACAGCUCUAGCCUUUGUUGGCGAGCCGGCACCAGCCAAGCACGGCGAGACCGACGGCGUCGUUGCGGCCGGGGAUGGUUCGCAGCAGCUGCUUCUGUCCGCCGCGGCUGACGCAACGGUGCGCCUGUGGGACCCUUCAGACGGCCGCUGCCUCCAGGUGCUGCGCAUGCCGCCUCCGCCAUCGCCUGCGCAGGUGGAAGGGCCUUCCCCCAUGGCAGUGGACUCCGCGGGUGGCGGAGAACAAGCGGAAGCGGAGGCGGGAGGCACGGCGGAGACCGAGGGCGUAGCUAAUCCUGAAGAAGAUGCGGGGGGGAGCAGGGGUGGGAAGAUAGGAUCAACAGCGGAUGGUUCGUCGCUGGUAGCUGUCGCGGUCGAUCCGAGUGGCUGUUUAAUCGCCGGAGCUGUUGCCGGCUCGCCAUGCGUGUCUUUGCUCCGCUUCGACCCUUCGUCUCGCACACUGCAAAUUGUUCAGUGCAUCACGCUCAACGAUGGAGUGCCAGCCACCAGCCUUUCCUUCGCUUCGGAUGGCAAGAUUUGGACUGUAGCUGGUGCUGCAGAAUCACUUCCCAGCGAGGACAGUGUCAUGACCCCAGAAGCUGAGGCGGCAGCUGCUGCCACUGCCGCCCGGAUAGCGCUCGCUGCCGUUACUCGUGUUCUAGUCCUGAGCGUGGGCCCUGCAGCUGCCCAUGCUGCUGAUCAGAUUGCUGAAAAUGCUGCUGCUGAUGCCACUGCAUCAGGGGGUGUAGCAGAAGGGGCUUCAGCGGAUCUGAAGUAUGAAGUGCUGGCUGAUGGGGAAGUGCCAGGUGGCAAAGAUCUAUUGGCUGCGUUACAAGGGUCUGUGUCUGGGGAUGUGGCAGCAGUGGCCAGGGAGGCAGCCAAGGGGGCGGUGGAUGGGCUGUGGGGAGCAAUGAAGAAGAAAGAGUAUGGGGAGGAUGAGAGGGAGUCCAGAAAGCGCAGGCGCAAUGACAAGAACACCAGCAAGAGCAGCAAGAGCAGCCAGCCAUGGAUGUCAGAAUCCACGGAUGGGACGGGCGGAGAACAAUCCAUUUUAGCGUCCAACCUGCGGCGCUUCACGUACAAGGAGCUGCAGGCCGCCACCAACCGGUUCCGCGACGAGAGCGUGCUGGGCGCGGGCAGCUUCGGCAAGGUGUACCGCGGGGCCAUGGAGGAGUGGAUGGGGGAACUGCCCAAAGGGGAGAAGCGGCCGCUCGCCAUCAAGAUGCUGGAUGAAGAGAGCUUUCAGGGCUUCGGCGAGUGGAUGGCCGAGGUGCUUUUACUAGGGCGCCUGCAGCACCCCAAUUUGGUGCGGCUGCUGGGGUACAGCACGGACAGGGACGAGGCAGUGCUGGUGUAUGAGCUGCUGGAGAAUGGCAGCCUCGACUCCUGGCUCUUCCCAGACGACCACACGGGAGUGUACAAGCACCGCCCGCUCACGUGGGAGGAGCGUGUGCGGAUAGCGCUGGACGCCACACAGGGCCUGGCGUAUUUGCACUCAGAGAACGUGAUUCACCGCGACUUCAAGUCCUGCAACGUGCUGCUCGAUAAGGACAUGCGGGCGAAGCUGACGGAUUUUGGCAUGGCGACCAUGGGGCCGGAGUCAGGGCAGACACACAUCUCCACGCGAGUCAUGGGCACCAUGGGGUACCUUGACCCCAAGUACCUCGAGACAGGCCAUCUCACCCCAAAGAGUGACAUCUACGCUCUCGGAGUCGUUUACUUCGAACUCCUCACUGGCCGGCCUCCUUCGUCUGGAGGUGACAACGACGACUGCAAGCUGACGACAUGGGUGCGCGCACACGUGGCACAGCGCCGCCCGAAUCUCGAGGCAGUCAUGGACGAGCGGCUAGAGGACAAAUACUCGCGCGUGGGCGCGCAGAAACUGCUCGUUCUCGCCAAGCACUGUAUCAACGAGGAUCCGGCCGGGCGGCCGCAGAUGGAGAAUCUAAUCAAGACUCUGCAGCAGCUGAUGACACUGCCAGUUGGGGACGAGGGGAAUGGUGCGGCGGGGGGGAGGGGAGGGGGAGGAGCGGGGGGAGAGCUAGGCACACCCACCCCACCAAGGACCCCCACUACACCCACUAGAUAG
Closterium sp. Naga37s-1 is the source of this 2883-nucleotide messenger RNA. The record is from the annotation of a GenBank genome assembly. NCBI's taxonomy places the organism in Eukaryota, Viridiplantae, Streptophyta, Zygnematophyceae, Desmidiales, Closteriaceae.